Molecule: messenger RNA, 1056 nt
Organism: Pipistrellus nathusii (Nathusius's pipistrelle)
Lineage: Eukaryota; Metazoa; Chordata; Mammalia; Chiroptera; Vespertilionidae
Source: the annotation of a GenBank genome assembly
AUGUGGAGUCUUGGGGCCCUGCUUCUGACCACCUGCCUGGCAGUGAGUGCCAACCCUGUGCCCACACUGCCGGACAACAUCCAAGUGCAAGAGAACUUCGACAUAUCUAGGUUCUACGGGAAAUGGUUCUACGUGGCCACGGGCUCCACCUGCCCCCACCUGGGGAGGUACAAGGACAGGAUGAGCAUGAGCACGCUGAUGCUGGCAGAGGGAGCGACAGAGGGGCAGAUCAGCACGACCAGCACUCGAUGGCGGAGAGGCGUCUGUGAGGAGCUCUCUGGGACCUACGAGAAAACGGACACUGCCGGGAAGUUCCUCUAUCACAGAACUAUUAAAUGGCCCAUCACCAUCGAGUCCUAUGUGGUCCACACCAACUAUGAUGAGUAUGCCAUUAUUCUGAGCAAGAAAAACAGCCGCCACCACGGACCCACAAUUAUCGCCAAGCUCUACGGGCGGGAGCCGCAGCUCCGGGAGAGCCUGCUGCAGGAGUUCAGGGAGGUCGCCCUGAGUGUGGGCAUCCCCGACGACUCUAUCUUCACCCUGGCCAACAGAGGGGAGUGUGUCCCUGGGGAGCAGCAACCGGAUCCCACUUCAGCCCCAAGAGCCCGGCGGGCUGUGCUGCCUCAGGAACAGGAAGGCUCGGGGGCUGGGCAACUGGUCACUGGUUUGAUGAAGAAAGAAGAUGCCUGCCAGCUGGCCUACGCUGAAGGUCCUUGCCUCGGGAUGGUCAGCAGGUAUUUCUAUAACGGCUCGUCCAUGGCCUGUGAGCCUUUCCAAUAUGGCGGCUGCAUGGGCAACAGCAACAACUUUGUCACGGAGAAGGAGUGUCUGCAGACCUGCAGAACCGUGGCGGCCUGCAACCUCCCCAUAGUCCCCGGGCCCUGCCGAGCCUUCAUCCAACUCUGGGCGUUCGAUGCCGCCCAGGGGAGGUGCGUCCACUUUCAGUACGGGGGCUGCCAAGGCAACGGCAACAAGUUCUACUCGGAGAAGGAGUGCAAGGAGUACUGCGGUGUCCCUGGCGACGGAGACGAGGAGCUGCUGCGCUUCACCAACUGA